AUGUCUUCUUUCUCAUAUGGAGUAAAUUUGUCUAUAAAUAAGUUUGGGUUGCAGUUUGAUUUGGAUGUUGUUAAUGGGUUGAUUGAAGUGUAUUGUAAAUGCGGGUAUUUAUGUUAUGCCCGCAAACUGUUCGAUAAAAUGUCUAAACCAGACGUUGUUUCUUGGACGAACAUGAUUGCUGCGUAUUCUAAUGUUGGGUGGGUUAUGGAAUCACGAGUGUUGUUUGGUAGGAAGAAGUUGGCUGCUGUGGAACCUAAUGAGUUCACUUGGAAUGCUUUGAUUACCGGGUAUGGUAAAGCCGGAGAUUGGGUUGGGGCGUUUAGUUCGUUUUCUAAAAUGAGUAAAACUGGUUUGGUUCCUGAUGCGGUUACUUGGAAUGCUAUGAUUUCUGGCUUUGUACAAAGCCGAUAG
Erigeron canadensis is the source of this 411-nucleotide messenger RNA. Its product is annotated as pentatricopeptide repeat-containing protein At1g19720-like. The transcript has a single exon. The record is from RefSeq and is a predicted model, not a curated record. The coding region runs from base 1 to 411 and encodes 136 amino acids. Gene Ontology annotation, molecular function: RNA binding; protein binding. NCBI's taxonomy places the organism in Eukaryota, Viridiplantae, Streptophyta, Magnoliopsida, Asterales, Asteraceae. Gene Ontology annotation, biological process: RNA modification. Gene Ontology annotation, cellular component: intracellular membrane-bounded organelle.